AUGGCGCUGCUCUUCUCUGACUUGGAGAAGGCCGCUGACUUCAGCAUCCGAACAGAGGAUUACAAGCUUAAAACUGAAGCUGAAGGUCACGAUAAAACUGAUGUAUUCCACUCAGACUCCUUAGUUCAGCGAUUUAGUAGAAGUAGUUGCCCUGAAAUUACUACACGUGUGGGGAAAGUUUGGUUUUCAAAAGAUGUGACCCUGAACAAGAUGUUUGAUGAAGCCAGAGAUCAACUCAGGUGUUGUUCUUCAGGUUCUGUCCACUCUGUUAUUUUGAGACAGUAUCUCUCUCUGGCCUGGAGCACGUCAAAUGAGCUAGCCGGAAUGAGCUCCAGGGAUCUUGCUGUCUCUGUGUCCUCAGCACUGGCUCCUUGUACCAGAAAGGCUGUGACUUGGAACAUAGCAUCUGAGGAAAUACUUGAGAAAGAAUUGAUCUCUAAGCCCCAACCUCUCCACUAUCCACUCUCCUGCUGUCUGGUGUCAAACCGGUCUGUCCUUUCCCAGAAAAGCUGGUGUGUAGAGGUUGACAAACCACCAAACCUAGUCACUAUUGCCAAUGCCAAGAAAUGCUUGCUGACAAGAGCCAGAUAUGAGUGUCUCCUGAGAGGCUCUGCCAGAGCACUACUGAUACAGAUGAGGAUGGUUGAAGCUAACCAUUGGACUGAACAAGUAGGCAUCAAUGGAGGAGUUAGAGAAAAGACUGAAGAUGCUGAAGUGGUUUGCAACCCCAUAGGAAGAACAACAAUAUCAACCAACCAGAACCCCUGUUGCUCCCAGGGACUAAACCACCAACCAAAGAGUACAUAUAUGGGGCUUCAACCACAUAUGUAG
Messenger RNA from Rattus norvegicus (Norway rat), 831 nucleotides. RefSeq lists its product as uncharacterized. The transcript has 7 exons. NCBI's taxonomy places the organism in Eukaryota, Metazoa, Chordata, Mammalia, Rodentia, Muridae. The coding region runs from base 1 to 831 and encodes 276 amino acids. The record is from RefSeq and is a predicted model, not a curated record.